AUGUCAGGAGGAGGGAAAGACCGUAUUGCGGUAUUUCCGUCUCGUAUGUAAGUUUUGUUUUAUAAUGAGCAUUGUUAUGUUGUAAUUUAGGGCACAGACCUUGAUGAAGACUCGGCUGAAGGGUGCACAAAAGGGUCACUCGUUGCUCAAAAAGAAGGCUGAUGCUUUAAACAUGAGAUUCAGAGAAAUCUUGAAGAAGAUUGUGGAGGUAAGCGUCACUUUAUUGAUAGAUAUUGUUGUUUAGAACAAAGUAUUGAUGGGUGAUGUUAUGAAAGAAGCUGCGUUUUCUUUGGCUGAAGCCAAGUUUACUGCUGGUGAUUUUUCACACACAGUUAUUCAAAACGUGUCACAAGCACAAUAUCGCGUGCGUAUGAAGAAGGAAAAUGUUGUCGGUAAGUUUUAUAAAUUUAUGACAUUCGGUAAUAUUAAAAGUCAGCUUUGGAAUUUUAUCUUAGCACUUUGUUUCUAUGGUGUUUUAAUGUUAUAUUUUAGGUGUGUUUUUGCCUGUAUUUGAAAGCUAUUCGGACGGUCCAGACGCUUAUGAUUUGACUGGUUUGGGAAAAGGAGGAUCUAACAUCAGCAAGCUGAAGAAAAACUACAGUAAAGCAGUAGAACUACUGGUGGAAUUGGCUACCUUGCAAACGUGUUUUAUUACGUUAGAUGAAGCUAUUAAAACAACGAACAGGCGUGUCAAUGCUAUUGAGCACGGUAAAUAUUUUUUUGAAUAAUCGAUAAUUUUUGUUAAUUUUAGUAAUUAUUCCCAAGAUCGAAAACACGUUGACUUAUAUCGUUACUGAGCUUGAUGAAAUGGAAAGAGAAGAGUUCUUCAGGUAAAAAAAAAUUUAUAUGUUCAGGUCAAGUAAUUUUUCACAUACUACUUUUGUUGUUUUAGGAUGAAGAAGAUCCAAGCCAAGAAGAAAAGAGACCGUGCCGAUGCCGAUGACCGCGCAAUUAAGGCGCCAGAAGACGGCAAAGCUCCGAAGAACCUUCUGGACAAUGACGACGACUUACCAGUUUUGUUCACUUAA
Bursaphelenchus okinawaensis is the source of this 1028-nucleotide messenger RNA. The record is from the annotation of a GenBank genome assembly. NCBI's taxonomy places the organism in Eukaryota, Metazoa, Nematoda, Chromadorea, Rhabditida, Aphelenchoididae.